UCAUCAUCCGUAGCCAGUUUGGCUCAAGCCGCUCUGGCUCACGCGAUUUUGAGUCAGGCGUGGCCCCGGCCACAAGCGCUGACAUCCCGCCGGGCGCCGCCCCGCUGCACGGGCUCUGCCGGAGCCGUGCGCGGCCCUGCCCCACUUCGCCAGCACGCGUGUGGCAGCCAUGGUCGGACGGCUGCGCCCCACUUCGCCGUGGCAGCCAUGGACGGGCAGCGCGGCAGUAUUGGCGGCCGCGGCCUUGAUGUCCAGCCCGCCGCUCGGACUCGCAGCGGGUGGUGGCGGCGACAACAUCUUCGAGCUGAAGACCAAGAAGUUGGACAGCGCCCAGUUCUGGAUCAUCCUGGCGGGGAUGGUGUUCUACGGGCUGCUCAUCGAUCGCGUGCAGUACUUUACACAGCGGGCCGUCGAGAAUUCGCGAUGCAGCAAAAUGGUAUUCGAGAGGACUGUCACGGAGUUCAUGGUAUUCGGCAUCGUUGCCAUUACUAUGUUCAUAGGAACGAAUCUGGAUCCGCACCUCGACGAGAAGUAUCCGUACUGCACCACGCACCUCACUUACGCUGACGUUCUGGUAUCGUUCGCUGCCUGCUCUCUGAUCGUGCUGGGCGCACUCUACUCGUGGAUGCGGCACCGCACAGAGGAGCACCUGCAAGGAUUUCAGGGGGACGAGCAUAUGGACACUGUAAUCCCGAGGAUGGGAACCUGGAGACCGAUGAACCUCAAGCAGCAGAGCGUGUUCUUGGAGCGGAAGAACUUGACGACGUUCUCGUUCAAUUGGAACUUGUAUUUCCAGGAGUCCCUCGCUCACCAAAUCUGCAAUCUCAUCAACAUUACUUGGGUUACAUGGCUCGUCACAUUCAUCGUCUUGCUCCCAAUGGUAGUCUACAAGGGUUUUCUUGAUACAGACGCAGCCAAGACGGCAGCUUACAUCAAUGGAUUUCUCUUCACGACCUGGUUUUUUCUUUUGCUCACUUUGGCUACUGUGAUUCAGAUUAGGCUUCUCCGUGGCAAACUGUACGCGGCAGUGGACGGGUACCUCAAAGCGACCCGCGUAGAUGAAGUGGACGAGGACAGCGAGGACGAGGACAGCGAUACCGAUAAUUUGGAGGUUGUUGACAAGAGCAUGGAAUGGUGGAGCGACUUCUUGGCGUGGCUAAUGCAGUUCGAGUCAUUGUGCAUCUGUUUCAUAUUGGGCAUGUACGUCAUGCACCUCUCAUACAACCUGAAAGUUUAUGGACACGAUCUGAGCUACCCCGUGCUGUGGUACCACCUUGGCUUCCUGCUCCCGCUCCUCUUGUCCCUGGUGGUCUUGUUCCCCCUGGGCCUGGUGGAGCUUACGUCGAUCCAGGCCUUCUCCGCGCCCGACCAGGAGGUGCUCCACACGAUCAUCGCCGAGACCCGGCAGGCUCACACGGACCUCGUCUUCAUCCAGAGCAAGAUCAUGAGCUUGGGAUCUUCCAAGACGGAGGCGGCCCAGGAGAAGGCGAGGACCAUACUGAUCAACGCGAACGGAGGUGACGAUACUGUGAAGAGGAUGGACAUGAUAGACCUCUUGGUCUCGAUCGAUGUCCACUUGACGAAGCAGCGCAGCUUGGCCGUCUUCGACCUGGUGGACCAGGAACACGAGGCCACCGGCGUCACGCGCAACAACACCGUGGCACUGAAGGUGAAGAAUUGCCUCGAGGACGCGAUUGACGUCCAGGUCCCCAUCGACGACUUACUGGACAGCGCUGCCAGAGCCACGAUGGACGGCAACCUCGAUAACAUCUCCGGCUCAUCCACCGUAAAACGUGGAUUUGCGGCUGGCUGUGCGACCUUGUUGGGCCGCCACAGUUUGCUGCAAAAUGGCUUGAGCCAAGUGGCGAAGGCGGAGGAGGUGGUGGAGAACUAGUAGAUGGGGAGGUCCACCUUGCACCAGGAGUGCAUCGGUCGGCCGUCUUCUUUGUCCUCGCGCAGCCUACAGUCGGGGCCCUGAAGAGGGAACCCUUUUCGUUGGGGAGGAGCUCCGCGUUCCUUGAGCGUUUCGCAGCUUGCCUCAGGUUUUCC
This is a messenger RNA of Prorocentrum cordatum, 2049 nucleotides long. NCBI's taxonomy places the organism in Eukaryota, Dinophyceae, Prorocentrales, Prorocentraceae. The record is from the annotation of a GenBank genome assembly.